This is a messenger RNA of Cladophialophora psammophila CBS 110553, 1788 nucleotides long. RefSeq lists its product as uncharacterized. The coding region runs from base 1 to 1788 and encodes 595 amino acids. The transcript has a single exon. Gene Ontology annotation, biological process: cytoplasm to vacuole targeting by the Cvt pathway; intra-Golgi vesicle-mediated transport. Lineage: Eukaryota; Fungi; Ascomycota; Eurotiomycetes; Chaetothyriales; Herpotrichiellaceae. The record is from RefSeq and is a predicted model, not a curated record. Gene Ontology annotation, cellular component: COG complex.
AUGACAGAUGCCCUCUAUGACCUUCUUCAACCUCGUCUACCACCAUCAUCUCAAGCGUCAUCUCCAUCCCCCGAGAUAUCCAAAUAUUUGUCCCGCCUCGUUUCCCUCCGGCUGAGCGACUUGACAACAACUGAGCAUCAAUCACUUAGUCAAGCAGCCCAGUCCAAUCUACUCUCAAUUCAAGCGUUAAGUUCUCGCUCUCACCGCACGACGACCAAGUCAUCAGACCAUCUCAGCACUCUCCGCUCUUCACUCCCUCUGAUAUCAACAUCCGUUGAUUCGAUCAAAAAUGCGAUCCCUGAAUUGGAUGCUAGCGCUGUGAGUUUCGCCUCAACAUACAGCAAGUCCAAAGAGGAAACCACUUCUGGGAGCAGUGGAAAUGCCCUCCUUACUGCUCGGCGAGAGUCUUCCCUUCUCGCCAGACAAGCAGACAAGGCUCAGGAUAUCCUAGAACUUCCUUCUUUGCUUUCUGCUGCAAUAGCCUCAGCCCACACUACUUCAGCGACGUCAACAAGCUCCACAUCUUCCAGUGGGAGCGGUGCGAACUACACUCAGGCGCUUGAUCUCUUCGCGCACAUUAAGCGCCUUCAGAUUCUCUAUCCCGACUCACAGCUGGUGAAGUCCGUGGUCGCCGACGCCGAAACCGCAAUGAAGGACAUGACGACGAAUCUCAUUGCCAGUCUUCGAGGGCAGAAUCUUCGCCUCGCUGCCGCUAUCCGCAUGAUCGGUUGGUUACGACGGGUGGCGCCGGAGCUGUCUACGAGCACGACCACGGGCUUACCAUCGGCCAGUGCUCAGAUCAACAAACCGGGUCUGUUCACGCCGACCUUGACCUCGCAGCUUGGAAUGGGUGCACCUCUAUCCUCACAUCAGGAAGAAGGCCACUUUGGCGCCCUCUUCCUAGUUUCACGACUGUGCACGUUCCUGAGCAUGGCCGAAGCCCUUUCUCCGCUUCGCGAUCUCGCAGAUCAAGAGACAUUGGCUCGGAAAGCUGCAAGGUCCCAAACCCACGCCCAGAAUCCAACAUCCUCGAGCACGACACGGCCUCCACCAAACCGAAAGCCAUCUUCUGGUGCGGGCUACAAUCCUUCCCUAGCGGGCCAACAGACGGAACGUUACCUGAAACGGUUCAUCGAAAUCUUUCGUGAGCAGUCAUUUGCGACAAUAAGCAUGUACCGAAACAUCUUCCCCGCGGAUGAGCAGCCACAGCCGCCGCAUGCGUUCCCUUCUUCUCCUUCCCGGCUACCGUCAUCACUAGAUCUAUCCCUCACGCUACCUCCGGCUCUGCAGACAUUUCCACUACACUUAGUCGACAUCUUCAUCUCGACGCUAAAACAAUACCUUCCAAACGUGACGGAUCCCACAGCGAGGGAGAGCCUGCUUAUGCAAGUGCUCUACGCCGCGAAUUCGCUGGGCCGGCUAGGCGCAGACUUCAGUUUGAUGAUCGCAGAGCUGGAUGAGGACGAAGAUGACGAGGAUGAAGAUGACCAAGACGAAGAUACACCCGGGGGCGGAGACGACGGGGUCGAGGAAGCAGAAGUUGGCGCUAAAGAAAGCGAGUUCGUCGCGAACGGCCAGGGGAACGGCGAGGCGGAGCCAAACCCAGCGGUGCCAGCGUCGUCAGACACCAAGGCAGAGACAAAGCCGAAGCCGAAGCCUGAGCCAGAAUGGAUUUCAAUCAUCAAGAAACACCGCGUCCAGGCCGCAAGGUUGGAGGCGCUGGCAGCGGGCCAAGAAAGGGCGGACAAUGUCCAGAGACAGGGGUCCGUAGAUGUUGCUGUUCGAUAG